Messenger RNA from Cladophialophora bantiana CBS 173.52, 753 nucleotides. RefSeq lists its product as uncharacterized. The transcript is spliced from 2 exons. Gene Ontology annotation, molecular function: protein-lysine N-methyltransferase activity. The record is from RefSeq and is a predicted model, not a curated record. Gene Ontology annotation, biological process: peptidyl-lysine dimethylation. Lineage: Eukaryota; Fungi; Ascomycota; Eurotiomycetes; Chaetothyriales; Herpotrichiellaceae. The coding region runs from base 1 to 753 and encodes 250 amino acids.
AUGACGGCUCACAGCGAAGACGCGGACGUUUCCACAUCCCUUGACAUGUUUCAAGAGCCUGCUGAUUUCUACGAGCCCGAAAAGCCACCGACCUUCACCAGGUACACCCUGAAAAGUGGCCAGUGUCUCACGCUUCGACUUGGCCAUCUGCUCUGGAACGCGGGUCAAGUCGUGUCCAUGUAUCUCGAGAAGAAUGCGAAACAGCUCGUGCAGAACAAAACUGUCUUGGAGCUGGGUGCCGGCGCUGGCCUUCCAAGCCUAGUUGCCGCUAUCUUGGGAGCUCGAAAAGUCGUGGUGACAGACUAUCCAGACCAUGACUUGAUCGCGAACCUGCGUUACAACGUGGAGCAUUGCACCGCUCUAGCAAACAAGUCAAACAUUGUAAUAGAGGGCUUCGUUUGGGGCAGCCUGUGCGAGGCUUUGAAAUGUCAUGUUCUGCCUGAUAUUGACGGAUUUGAUCUUUUGAUCCUGGCCGACGUCUUGUUCAACCACUCGGAGCAUGCAAAGCUGCUGACCACACUCCGUAACUGCUUGAAAAGGACAAGCGAGUCAGUUGCUCUAGUAUUUUUCACGCCUUAUCGCCCUUGGUUGCUUGACAAAGAUCUCCAUUUCUUUGAACUGGCUCGCGCCGAUGGCUUUGUGGUUAAUAAAAUAUUAGAGCAAACCAUGGAUAAAGUCAUGUUUGAAAACGAUCCUGGAGAUGAAACACUUCGCAGAACUGUCUUUGGGUAUGAGGUCAAGUGGGAAUUUUGA